AUGCAGAUGCUAAAUCUCUUCGUGGCCGUUUGUGCCUUUUCGAAACUCACAGUGCAUGCACUGCUUGAGGAAAAGUUCGUGGGCUUCGAGCCUGAAGAUCAAACCUUGGACAUUGCUGGUGCCACACUCAUAGCCGAUGCGGAUGACUUUUUAGGUAUUCACAUUGCGCUCAAAAGCUUAGUGGAAGACUUCGAACAGAUUACUGGAACCCGACCCGCACUCAAUAAUGCCACCACCAACUCCACAGUACCAGCUUCAGCAACUGGAGUCAUUGUCGGCUCUGUGGGGUCGAAGCUCAUUCGCCAAAUUUCUGCCGAGAAAGGUCUCGACAUCUCAGACGUUGAGGGGAGAUGGGAAGUGUUUAAAACUGCUGUCAUCGCCAACCCAAUAGCUGGAGUUGAACGAGCGUUGGUCAUCGUAGGUAGUGAUAAACGCGGUACUAUCUUUGGUAUACACACGCUCGCCGAACAGAGUGGUCAGUCUCCAUACCACUGGUGGGCGGAUGUUCCCACGAAGAAACACGCCGCCAUUUUCGCGUUGCCAAAAGCCACUGUUCAUGGCCCACCAUCAGUCAAAUACAGAGGGCUAUUCAUUAAUGACGAAGCUCCAGCGCUGGUCACUUGGUGGGCUGCGCAACACAACUCCUCCUACCAUCCUCUAGACACGGAGUUUUACUCACACGUUUUCGAUCUACUUCUUCGACUAAAAGCCAACUACUUGUGGCCUGCCAUGUGGGGAUCAUCAACACCAGCCCCAGGCCACAUCUUCUUCACCGAUGACCCAGGAAAUCAGCAGCUUGCAGAUGACUACGGUAUCGUAGUCUCUACUAGCCAUCACGAGCCAAUGCAAAGAGCGACUAAUGAGUGGAACGCGACUGAGACUGGGCCCUGGGAUUGGAGACUGAACAAGGAAAACGUAACGCGCUUUAUGGAAGAGGGGAUCCGUAGGAUGGGAAACAACGAGAGCUAUGUGACACUGGGCAUGAGAGGUCCAAGUGAUUCUGCCAUUGUUGGGGAUGAUGCUUUGGAGAUUCUUCGAGAAGUGUUUGAAGUUGAGCGUCAGAUUUUCAAAGAAGUUCUGGGUGACCAGAAAGUAAACCAGGCAUGGACAAUCUACAAGGAAGUCGCGACCUACUACGCCGCUGGACUAAGUCCGCCCGAUGACGUCACCAUCAUCAUGCCCGAUGACAACCAUGGCCAGAUUCUGCGGCUACCCACUGGUAAUGAGACUGCCAGAGAAGGCGGCGCUGGUAUUUACUUCCACUUUGAGUACUUCGGUAGACCGCGGUCGUACAAGUGGUCGAACACCAACAGCUUGCCGAAAGUUUUGAAAGAACUUUUGCAAGCUUACUGGCGAGAUGCGAACCGCGUCUGGGUUCUCAAUAUUGGCGAUAUCAAGCCUUUAGAGCAACCCUUUGGGUUCGCCAUGGACUUGGCUUGGAACGUCUCGAAAUUUGACUUUGAUAUGAUACCAGAAUAUCUGCGCCUCUACUCCGAGCGGGAAUUCGGUAGCGAACAUGCGGAUGAUGUUGCGGCUCUACUGAUGGAAUUCAACUACCUCAUCGGGAUGCGCCGCUUUGAGAUGGUUCAGCCAGACACAUACUCGGUAUUAAACUACCAUGAAGCGGAAAGGAUAUUAGCAAGAUGGAACCUGCUCGCCAAUCAAACCAAGACAUUGUUUGAACAGAUACCGGAGGAUUACAAAGCCGCAUACUAUGAGUUAGUAUUCUAUCCCGUAGUAUCGGGCGCUACAUACUACGCAGUAAACAUCGGCACAGGACUCAACUAUCGACAUGCCAUGGAACGGAGGAACUCAGCAAAUGCACUUGCCCACCAGGUUCUUGCUGACUUUGACUAUGACUAUGAUCUGGUAGAGGAUUUUGACGCCCUCCUUGACGGCAAAUGGCGAAACAUCAUGUCUCAGGCCAAGCUCGAAACGUUCGAUACCGGAAAGGCAAAGAACUGGAUGAACCCAUCUCGCGACAUACUCUCAAACCUUUCCUUUGUUCAGUUGCGCCAAAACAUGCAGUUCUCUGUCGGUAAUCUCGGCAUCUACGCUGAGGGUUCUAACAGCCCUCUCGACCAGGGUCGAUGGGCUGAGUCCAUCGAUCCUUCGAUGCCCUUCACCAAAUCUCCAGCCCAGGUCCCAGAAAUGAGUCCUUAUGGACCUUCCAGGCGGACUAUAGAUCUAUUCAUGCGAGGUGACUACCGCGUCCCAAUCGACUGGCAGCUUGGCGAUAUUCCAGUGGAUUGGCUGUCAAUUGCACCAAGUUCGGGCCGACUUGACGUGACGGCCGAAGAGCAACGCCUCGAUGUCACCAUUGACUGGACACAGGUGCCGGAGGGAUACAACGAUACAGUGGAAGUUGGCAUAACGUCAACACCGUCAUUUUAUCCAUACUACGACAUCAUACGUAUCCCGGUACAAAAUCGGAAAGUACCCACUAAUUUCCGCGGCUUCCCAGAGACAGCUGGUUACAUAUCGAUUGAAAGCCCACACUUCCAGCAAUCUUCCUCCUCCCCGAAUAACAGAACGGCGAGUGAAACAGUAGCAUUUGUCCACGUUCCAUACCUUGGCACGCGCACUGAAUCCGGCUCCGUGGCUCUGCGGCCUUUCCACGCUGCUCGGGCUUCUCUUCUCGACUCAAAAUCCGCAUAUGUUGAAUAUGAUAUCUACCUCUUCAAGGACACUCCUGCCCUCAACGCCACUAUCUACAUCAACGCUGGCUUAGAUACAGAUCCCAACCUUCUCAUGGAGUUUUCACUUUCUCUUGAUGACGCUCCUCAAAACUUCACACGUGUGUUAGGUGACCCGAAGGACGCGGGCGAUGUGCCACCCGAAUGGACGGACAACGUAAUGAAUCAGGUGUGGACAAAGAAAGUUAGUCUUGGUGAAGCAAAGGAAGGGGCUCACACGCUUCGUUGGAGCGUUAACAGUCCUGAGGUCUACUUGGAGAAGCUUGUUUUGGAUACCAGAGGCGGGGUCAAGAACAGCUAUUUAGGUCCACCUGAGUCAAAUCUGGCUGGAUUUGAUUGA
This is a messenger RNA of Alternaria postmessia, 3036 nucleotides long. RefSeq lists its product as uncharacterized. Bases 1 to 3036 code for a protein of 1011 amino acids. The transcript has 6 exons. The record is from RefSeq and is a predicted model, not a curated record. NCBI's taxonomy places the organism in Eukaryota, Fungi, Ascomycota, Dothideomycetes, Pleosporales, Pleosporaceae.